Messenger RNA from Doryrhamphus excisus (bluestripe pipefish), 3464 nucleotides. RefSeq names its product signal transducer and activator of transcription 1a (gene stat1a). NCBI's taxonomy places the organism in Eukaryota, Metazoa, Chordata, Actinopteri, Syngnathiformes, Syngnathidae. The record is from RefSeq and is a predicted model, not a curated record. Gene Ontology annotation, biological process: regulation of DNA-templated transcription; signal transduction. Gene Ontology annotation, molecular function: DNA binding; DNA-binding transcription factor activity.
AUUGGAUUACUUGCGUGAAACCGACAAACAGUCUGACAGAUUCGUUGUCGGAACAAGGAACUAGGUUCACUCGUCACACCGAGCCUUCAUUUACCUUCAAACGGAGAUGGCGCAGUGGUGCAAGCUUCAGCUGCUGGACUCCAAGUACUUGGAGCAGGUAGACCAGCUGUAUGACGACUCCUUCCCCAUGGACAUCAGACAGUACCUGAGCAAGUGGAUUGAGAGCAUAGACUGGGAUGCCGUGUCAGCCCAAGAUUCAUUAGCCACCGUUCGCUUUCAUGACCUCCUGGCCCAGUUGGACGACCAACACAGCCGCUUUGCCCUGGCAAAUAACUUCCUGCAGCAACACAACUUCCGCAAGAUCAAGAGGAACCUUCAGGAUAGAUUCCAGGAAGACCCAGUCCACAUGGCCAUGAUCAUCUCCAAAAAUCUGAAAGAUGAGCGCUUCAUCCUUGCCAAUGCAAAGAGUGCAAUGGAAGGUGAGGACACUAUGUCAGCCAUGGUGGUGGAGAAACAGAAGCUGGACAGCAAAGUGAAAGAGAUGAGAGACCAAGCUCAGAUGGUAGAUCAGAACAUCAAAAAUGUGGAAGAUCUGCAAGAUGAAUACGACUUCAAGUUAAACACGUGGCGGAGCAGAGAAAAUGAACUUAAUGACAUGAUGCCAAAGGAAGUGGAGAGGGAGAAGCUGAUCAUCGGUAGGAUGUGCUUGGAGCUGAAAGCCAAACGGCAGGAAGUGGUGUUCAAGCUGACUGAGCUCUUGAACAUCACUCAGGCUUUACUGACAGACCUGAUCUCUGAGGAGCUGCCCGAGUGGAAGCAGCGGCAGCAGAUUGCCUGCAUCGGUGGACCACCCAACGCUUGCCUGGACCAGCUGCAGAAUUGGUUCACCACGGUAGCAGAGACACUUCAACAGGUCCGGCAGCAUCUGAAGAAACUGCAAGAACUGGAGCAGAAGUUCACUUAUGAAUGCGACCCCAUCACCCAGAAGAAAGAUUUCCUUGAGGCCCGAGUUCUGGAGCUCCUAAAGCACCUCCUCACCAAUGCUUUGGUUGUGGAGAGGCAACCCUGCAUGCCCACCCACCCACAGAGACCACUGGUGCUGAAAACCUGCAUCCAGUUCACGGUAAAACUGCGGUUCCUGGUGAAGCUGCCCGAGUUUAACUACCAGCUCAAAGUCAAGGCUGUGUUUGACAAGGAUGUGACAGACAAGAAAGGGUUCCGCAAGUUCAACAUCCUGGGAACGAACACCAAAGUUAUGAACAUGGAGGAGUCCAACGGCAGCCUGGCAGCAGAGUUCAGACAUCUGCAAUUAAAAGAACAGAAAGUGACAGGAAAUCGAAACAAUGAGGCACCGCUGGUCGUCACAAAUGAGCUCCACUUGCUGAGCUUUGAGGCGCUUCUGCAGCUCGGCCAGUCUGGAAUGACCAUCCAACUGGAGGCGCUGUCUCUGCCCCUGGUGGUGAUCUCCAACGUGUGCCAGCUGCCCAGCGGCUGGGCGUCCAUCCUGUGGUACAACAUGCUGACCAGUGAGCCCAAGAACCUGCAGUUCUUUUUGGCUCCUCCGGCGGCAAAGUGGUCUCAGCUCUCCGAGGUUCUCAGCUGGCAGUUCUCCUCCGUCACUAAGCGAGGCUUGAGCCAGGAGCAGCUGAACAUGCUGGCCGACAAGCUGCUGGGUUCCAAAGCUGACAGGAACCCAGAUGGGCUCAUACACUGGAACAAGUUCUGCAAGCCACUAAACAACAAUGACAAAGCAAAUUCCUUCUGGUUGUGGAUUGAAGGCAUCCUGGAUCUGAUUAAGAGACACCUGCUUUCUCCCUGGAAUGACGGCUUCAUCAUGGGAUUCAUCAGCAAGGAGCGUGAAAAGGCUCUGCUGAGCGACAAAUGUCCGGGGACCUUCUUGCUCAGGUUCAGUGAGAGCAGCAAAGAAGGAGCCAUUACCUUCACGUGGAUCGAACAUGACAUGCACAACAAGCCCAUCUUCCACUCGGUGGAACCCUACUCAAAGAAAGACCUGAAUGCAGUCCCGCUGGCCGACAUCAUCCGCACCUACAAGGUGAUGGCGGCAGACGACAUCCCCGAUAAUCCGCUGCGCUUCCUCUACCCCGACAUUCCCAAAGACCUCGCAUUUGGGAAGUACUACAACAAAAGCUCAGAGUCUCCAGAGCCCAUGGACGUGGAGAACACGGAGAAGACCGGCUACAUGAAGACGGAGCUUAUUUCUGUCUCGGAAGUACAUCCGUCCCGCCUGCAGGAGAAGAUGAUGCCGAUGUCACCGGAGGUCUACAGGUUGUUGGAGCAGUCCGUCAGUCCCGCAGACCUCAACGAUGCAAUGAAUGCAGACUUUCAAGGUCAGAAGUGAGGAGGUGUGGACUUUCUUAAGAGGUCAUCAACACUUUGUGUUUAAUGUGCUUGCAUGCCAGCUCCUCUUUGUCUGUUAUUGGUGAAUUUUGUGUCAGGUCAGAGGAAAGACAGUUUGUAGCUUAGCAUAUAGCAUCCGGGUCAAACAUACCUGGAAUAUAUGGUUGAACAUUCAUUGAUAAUUCAGUUUAUCAAUGAAUCAAUGAGUUUAUCAAAUCAACAAAGUAUGGGUUUGUUUUCAUGGGAUGACUCAAGGAAAGCCUUAAAGUAGCUGGUAUCUGUUGUACUUAAUGUAUAUAGAAUGUAACGUACAAGUAAAAAGCAGGGUGUGUUGACCAGUUGACCUUUUUCCAAACUAUUUAUGAAGCAACAUAAAAUACCGCCACAUAACAAAUUGAAAAGUGUACUCGACAUUAUAGCAAUCAGAUUAUUGUAUUGGCACAGCGUAUGCACAGGCAGCGUGCUAGCAUGGUAUAUAAACAAAUAUGCACAUUAGCACCCAAUAACAUCAGCAAACCUUACCUUUAUGCAUUGUCAUGGAGUAUCAGUGAACAUGAAGUGAAUGAAAAACACAGUAUAAUAUAGUAUAGUAUACUAUAGUACAGUAUAAAUAUCAUUGUGACUGAAAUUUUGUUUGUGGUUGGGGACGAACCGGUGGUAGGGGACCCUACCACCCCACCCUUUACCAUUUAUUUACUUAAAUUUAUACAAACACAGAGUAUAACAUGGGUCAAAUGCAGGCCAGGGCUGGGUGGGGGAGGGGGGUCGCUUGCAGAGAUUUGUGUAAUUGAGAGAUUCCUCCAAUGUAAACUACUCCAAUGUUGUGUAUAUACCACAAAGAUCCCAACAACCAUUCUUAAAGGGGGCCAGGUUGGACCAAAAGUCAAUAUAUGUACAUUAGGGAUGUCCGACCAUAUCGGCCAUAAAUAAUUAUCCACCCAACAAUCUGAUAUCUGUUGAUAUCUGUAUUGGGACCUUCCCUAUAAAAUAUUAAGCAUGAUAGCAAACAUGACAAUAACUGUAAUGUACUCAAUUGUGAUAUGUAACCAUAAUCUUAUUGCCGACUUCACCAUCACUGUAAUAAAACCAACAGCAUGACAACACCA